Messenger RNA from Bombyx mori (domestic silkworm), 4261 nucleotides. It is a transcript of the gene TfAP-2, whose product is annotated as transcription factor AP-2. The coding region runs from base 856 to 2499 and encodes 547 amino acids. Gene Ontology annotation, cellular component: nucleus. Gene Ontology annotation, biological process: regulation of cell population proliferation; anatomical structure development; regulation of transcription by RNA polymerase II. Gene Ontology annotation, molecular function: DNA-binding transcription factor activity, RNA polymerase II-specific; RNA polymerase II transcription regulatory region sequence-specific DNA binding. NCBI's taxonomy places the organism in Eukaryota, Metazoa, Arthropoda, Insecta, Lepidoptera, Bombycidae. The record is from RefSeq and is a predicted model, not a curated record. The transcript is spliced from 10 exons.
ACUCCAUGUGAUAGCCUCGAGCGACGCGCGCUCGCUCACGUGGUCGCCGCAGUACUAACUAACCGCACGCGCCAAAUUUAAAUUACGGAAUUAACUUUUUUUUUUAAUCAUCUUUUUUUUUCGAUUUCAAUUCUAACGUGCCAGCCAGUGUUCGCGUUAUGUUAAAUUCGUAGUUUCUAUUCAAGAAGUUUCGAUCGAAAUUGAAACGUAACAGUGAUGUGCAAUUUUAGUGCUGAUUCCGAGUUCUUUUUUUAAAACAGUACGUAUGUAUUGGCAUUUCGGUAAAGAUCUAUGAAUUUAGGUGUAUUCGCGUCGUAUAUAUGAUUGCCCGAUUAACACGUACGAAAUAAAACAAAAAAAACGAAUGAAGUUAUUACAUUUUGGUACAUGAUCGGUCCGAGAUAAUCACAUAUCGAAUGUGAAGAGCAUCAAUUUCCUUACAGCCAUCAAUAAUAACGGACCGAGUAAACAAUAACAUUAUUUGUUGUCAGACAGUGACGGAGGCAUACAAGAGAGCGAGACGUAACUACACUCAUCGAUCUAAGAAAAUAGAAUUCUCAUACGAAAUGUAAUGGCGGUACGAUAAUCGUGUAAAAGUUCACGAUAGUUGCCCAACGCUCUGCGGUAACAAUACAACACGUCCGGCUCACGUGGAGCCCGGACAAAUCGAUUUACGAACGGGCCACAAGCGAAAUUAGAGAUCCAAUUACGUCGGACGCUUAAAUCGGUCAUCUCGGCCAAUAGAUAAUGAUCUGUCGAUGAUUUACGCCGCGUUAAACCGACAAUGCCACGAGAUAACCUCGAGUCCGCCAGCACAAUGCGACCAAUUAGAUAAGACGGGCUCCUCUCGGCAACAUGACUAAAAUGAACAGGACCGAUAUGAACGAACACGGUUUAAGCGUCGACGAUAUUUUCAGCGAAAACUACAACGCGAAACGAAAGAGGAUCCAGUUGGAGAGCUUCGACGGGAAACAUUUGACGAAAAUCGAUUCCGGCAUCGAGAAGUCCGACGAACCGCCGCGAGAAGACCUGAAGGCGAAAACGAAAAGCUACGACGAUACCGAAUACGACAUCGAUAAGAUCGUGCAAGCGAAUAUGAUUAUCGAUAAAGAAUCGAGUAAGACGAUACGAUUGGAGUUGAGGCAGCCCGGAGACGGCGGCACCUCAGAUAUUGACGUUCAGGCCGUUGAGAACUUAGACCCUAAUAAUUACACAGUUAAAACUGACAGCAGACUCAAUACGGGAAAUGAAAAGAACGUAGACUACAACAUGAACGGAUGCGAAAACGAGAAUAGAGAGCGUCUCGGUGGCGGCGGGCUAGGUCUGGGCGGCGGCGGAUUCAGAGGCGGCGGGCAGCCAUCGCUAGCUGACUUCCAGCCGCCGUACUUCCCGCCGCCCUUCGCCCCCGCACCGCACCCCGCCAGCCCUCAUCACCAGCAACAGAGUCAUGGCAUGGAGUACGGCGGAGGCGGUGGUGGUGGCGCGGAAUACGCUCAGCACUACGCCCCACAGCAGCUGCUACCACGACACCACGGACACCACGAACCACACGCGCAUCUGCGACAUCACAGGGACCACCACGACGCUAUACAUGCACACCAUCUGUCACACGGAGGCUUCAGUUAUGGAGGCGGCGAAAGGAGGGCGGACUACGGCGCUAGGGAGCAACACGAACUCGCACUGCACCACGCGCUGCAUUCGACAGACGAAACGCCGAACGCCGCGAUGGAUGACACCACUGGUUUCAUGACGGAUCUGCCUUUGUUGAAAACAAUGAAAGGUCGGGACGGCAUUGGCGGAAGCGGCAGCUGCGCUCCCAACGACGUGUUCUGCUCGGUUCCCGGUCGGCUGUCUCUCCUGUCCUCGACCAGCAAGUACAAAGUCACCGUGGCGGAGGUGCAAAGGAGACUGUCUCCGCCGGAGUGCUUGAACGCUUCGCUACUCGGAGGGGUGCUAAGGAGAGCGAAAAGCAAAAAUGGCGGGAGAUUACUUCGGGAGAAAUUGGAGAAAAUCGGCCUGAACUUACCGGCGGGGAGACGGAAAGCCGCUAAUGUUACGUUAUUAACCUCUUUAGUUGAAGCCGAAGCGGUACACCUGGCCAGAGACUUCGGUUACGUAUGCGAGACGGAGUUCCCGGCGCGAGCCCUAGCCGAGUACCUCGCGAGACAGUACGCGGAACAUGACGCCAGACGACGCCGAGACCUGCUGCAGGCCACUAAACAGGUAACGAAAGAACUUAUGGAUCUGCUGAACCAGGAUCGGUCCCCGUUGUGCAACACCAGACCCCCACAUUUACUGGAGCCGGCCAUACAGCGACACCUCACACAUUUCUCACUCAUAUCACACGGAUUCGGAGGGCCGGCUAUAGUGGCCGCGUUAACAGCAAUACAGAACUUUCUCAACGAAUCGCUCAAGCAUCUAGACAAAUUGUAUCCACAAAGCGGUAUGGUCUCGUCUUCGAUGGACAAAACAAAAAUGGAUCCCGACAUCAAGAAGUAACAAAUAAUACGCGACGGCGGCGACGUCCGCUAUCGUCAUGUUACCGGUGAACGAAAACGGUGACGCGGGUCCGUGCAGCACGCAGGAACGAAGCAACGAAAACACGCGUUUCGAUUUUUGAACGUCAAUCGAGAAUGUUCUCGGUGUGCCAUUUUAUAUGAUACAGCCAAAACUAAAUCAACAAUCACUGAGAUUGUGUUCGUAAUAAAAAAAGAAUGACUCAUAAAUAAAACCGAAAUAAUUAUAUUAAAAUUAUCGAAAAUGUUCAUUAAUUUCAUAUAAAGGUUGAUUGCACGAUUUUUUUUCCGUCUCUAUUGAAAGAGUACAAAUAAGAGAAAAUUAUUAAAAAAAAUAGCGUUUUUUACGAAAUACACGCGACGAUCGUGCGAUCCGCAUACAAAUAAAGUGCAAUUAUAAUACUCAUGAUUGUGAGAAAAAUCUGUAAAUAUAAUUAUAGUAAUUAAAAACGUCUAGUAUUAAUUUAAGCAUUUACUAUAGAAUUUUAUUAUGCCCGUUGGUUAAGUGAUUUCUUAGGUGAAAAUCAAGGAACAAACUGUUGUCUCGAUAACUCCGUAGGUGCUUCGGAGAUUAUGAGAAAAAUGGCGAGAAAAAAAUGAAUUUGAAAUAAGAAUAAAGAAAUUACAGAAACGUUUAAUUAUGUAUCUCUUAAGAGCGUAAAUAAGCAAAGUUUAUGCUUUCCUAAUGGUUAAGAAGAAAAACGGGAUGCAUUUAGUGUUAACAACUAAAAGUAUUACCGUAUUUUCUCCAGGCGAAAUGACAAUAAAGCAAUAAUUUUAUUAAUUAUAAACACCGGCCUAAUUAUAGACGAUCUGGGCAAAAAAUGCAUUGACUUUGAAACUUCACGAUGCAGCUACGGAGUUAAAUAUUUAUUAGGGUAAAACGACCGCAAUAAAAACAUAUCAAACAAAUGUAAAUACAUACAGUAACAAUUUAUAGUUUUUCACAAGUUUUCAAUACAAAAAGAUUUUUAGAUCAGCCUCUAUUUGAUUAAAUUUUCAGUAAAAAAAUUCAGUUUAUUUUGUAUAAAUAAACAGGCGAAGGAGUUUAGUCGCUGACUAUUCUCGUUACACUUUUACUGAUGGAACCUCUUUUAAUUUGUUUUUGUAAUUUAGGCGUUAGUUUGCUAGUGAUUCAAUGUGAAAGUGUGCCAAUUAGUUCGUAAAUAUGAAAAUGUCUCUCUUUCUGAAGGUUUUUUAAUAAUUUAUUUAUUGUGGCUUGUAAAUAACUCGAUCGAAAUGCUACAUCCUUGCCUGUGUUUAUUCUUUUCUAUUAUAAUAUUGUAAAUUAAGGCACGUUUACUCCUAUAUUUUAAUGUUUGUUGGACUUCUAUAUUUUAAUUGUAAUUUUAACAUUCAAGCAACACAAUGCUAUCACAAGAUUUGCAUUAUUAAAAUGUUGACUGAUUAAACUUUGUGACGUGAAAAAUUUUAACUGUAUAACUCAUUAUGUAAUCAAUUUGUUGUUCAUCGAACUAAUUUUAAGUUAGUAAAUCGCCUAAAUCCUUUUCCUUCUCCAUUACAUACUCAGUAUUAGAUAGACCCUUUCCUAAAAUCAUUGGAUUGAGAUCAUUUGACAAGUAUUUUUAUUUACAUAUUUUUAUCAUUAUUACAAGAUUGUGGACAAUAAAUGUGAAAAAUGCUGUAUUAGGAUUCAAAAUUGUCAUUUAUUUUAAAUUAAAUACAUAUUUUCGUUUAUAAUAAUUUAAUGAUCAUCUUUUCGAGGAGUAAAUGGUGUCAACAUA